AUGGCAGUCAGCGAGCGAGCCCUGAGCUCUGUCCUAGUACGAGAAGAGGGAACUCAACACCCGGUCUACUACGUGAGCAAGCUCCUGAGAGGAGCAGAAACUCGAUACACGCCAUUAGAAAAGAUGGCAUACGCCCUAGUUACCACCACGCGGAAGUUGGUCCCAUACUUCCAAGCCCACCCAAUAGAAGUACUCACCGACCAACCGCUCGCGGGGAUACUGAGAAACCCGAUGUCCUCUGGCCGAAUGAUGAAAUGGGCCAUAGAAUUAACACAAUACGGAAUCGAGUACAGGCCCCGACCUUCCAUCAAGGCACAAGCACUAGCAGACUUCAUAGUAGAAUGCACAACGCAGGAUCGGAGAGGAAAAACAAAUAACGACGCCCCAGAUGAGUGGUGGGAACUAAAUGCAGACGGGGCAACCAGCGCCAAGCACUGCGGAGGGGGAAUAAUGUUAACCACGCCAGAAGGGUUCAAGGUGUAUUACUCCCUGGAAUACCAAUUCAAGGUGUCCAACAACGAGGCAGAGUAUGAGGCAGUAAUCGGGGGCAUAAGACUGGCAGUCGCGCUAGGAGCGCGCAACCUGCGCAUCAAGACAGACUCGCGACUAGUGGUAGGACAAAUGAAAGGCACAUUUGAAACUAGAGGGGAAAAUUUAAAGAUGUACAAAGAUGUUACGGAAGGCUUAUUGGAAAAAUUAAAGGCGCAUGAAAUACAACACGUGCCCCGAACAGAGAACGUAGAAGCAGAUUUAAUGUCCAAAAUAUCCCUAGGAGGAGUCCCAGUGCACUUGUCACAGGUUUGCAGAAAGGAGAUCAUCUACGCACCUAGUACAGAAUCCCUCAUAGUAGCCUCCGUCACCUCAACAGGCGUGCCUCCCCUACCCAAAUGGAUGGAGGAAUUAACAAACUACAUCACCAAAGGAGAACUUCCGCUGGACCCCACGCAGGCGGCCAAAAUCAAACGAAGAGCUCCAGCUUACCGGCUGGAAGGUAGCCAGUUGUAUAAAAAAUCUUUCGGUGGCCCGCUACUGAAAUUCUUACAGCCCAGCGAAGCCGAACAAGUAAUAGAAGAGGCCCACAAAGGCAUAUGCGCCGCUCACCAAGGAGCCAAUACCUUAGCAAGGAAAUUACUGAUCCAAGGCUAUUACUGGCCCAACAUGGUCCACGAUUGCAUUCAAAAGGUCCAGAAUUGCCAUACCUGUCAGAAGUUUGCAGAAAAGCAAGGUAGGCCGGCAACCUUCUACACCCCCGUCACCACGGCGAUACCCUUCGCUAAAUGGGGAGUAGAUCUUUUGGGACCACUACCACAAGCCCCAGGACGCCACAAGUACUGCAUAGUCGCCAUUGACUAUUUCACUAAGUGGAUGGAGGUUGAGCCGCUGGAACGAUCACAGAAUACCAAUGUCGCCGAUUUUUAUGGGAAAGGAUAA
This is a messenger RNA of Ipomoea triloba (trilobed morning glory), 1431 nucleotides long. RefSeq lists its product as uncharacterized. NCBI's taxonomy places the organism in Eukaryota, Viridiplantae, Streptophyta, Magnoliopsida, Solanales, Convolvulaceae. Gene Ontology annotation, molecular function: nucleic acid binding; RNA-DNA hybrid ribonuclease activity. The transcript has a single exon. Bases 1 to 1431 code for a protein of 476 amino acids. The record is from RefSeq and is a predicted model, not a curated record.